Rotaria socialis is the source of this 2334-nucleotide messenger RNA. The record is from the annotation of a GenBank genome assembly. NCBI's taxonomy places the organism in Eukaryota, Metazoa, Rotifera, Eurotatoria, Philodinida, Philodinidae.
AUGACUUCGCACUACAUUGAAAAUGAAAGUAAUGCCAAUCAAUAUUAUUUUGAUGCUAACAACAAAGCUGCUGCGCAAGUGCAAAGACUAGCACACGAUGCAACGUAUGCUUCGCCUGUAACAGUCUCAACAAUAGCUGGUGCAUCUGAAUUUUCAUCUUAUCCCGUCGGUGUUUCAGGUACACGUUCGCCAAAUCAACAAAUUCGACCAGAACGAAAUGGAUAUGUUGACAGUGAUCCAUACCAAAUACCACAGCAACAUCAAUCUGUUGCCGGAUUUAAUAAAAGUGUGUCUCAACAACAAUAUCAAUCAUCUUCAUCGCCUGUCCCUCAAGUCAAAGCUACUGUACGAACGAUAAGUAGUCCAGAACCACAACAUGCAUCUUCUGUUCAAUAUCAACAACAGCAACAGCAACAGCCGCAGCCAACACAACAACGACAACCACAACAGCAGGCAUAUGAAAAUUACGAACAACAAGGUUCACCACAGUCAUCACGAGUUUUAACUCAACACCAACAACAUCAAUACGAUUCUCGUCAACAACUUGGACAAUCGACAGGCGUUUCAGCCUUUUAUCAAGCGCCAAGCUCUGCUCAAUAUACACAUCAUGAUGUAGACCAACGAACGGAAAGUCCAUCGCGAGGUCGUGACCCAAAUGUACAGGUUCAGCAGGUACCAAUUCGACAAAUACCUGUUAGCUCGCAUCAACAAAAUGAUACGAGUGCAAACUAUCAACAACAAUCUCAACAGCAGGUAACCUCUCAGCCUUCUCCUAAACAAGUAGAACCUCAGCAACAACAUGAAGAUCAACUUCAACAAUACUACAGUCAAUUGACCCCGGAACAAUAUCAACAAUUGUUACGUCAACAACAAAUUCAAAGACAACAACAAGAAGAACAAAAAAGACAACAACUUGCUCAACAACAAUAUUAUUUACAGCAACAACAGGAACGACAACGUACUGAACAACAACAAAAUCAACCGAGUCGUUCAAAUCAAGAAGGUCAACAUUAUGAUGAGCAUCAAGAAAGACGAGUCUAUCAAAAUUCGUCAACUCAAGAGCAACAACACCGACCACAAGGUCAGGAUCAGUAUGAUGCUUAUAAUUAUCGACCUCAACCAAUUCAAACUACUGUUUUAACAAAUAUCAAUCAAGAUUCUUAUCGACCACAACAACAUGGUGAACAAGGUCAACCAGAUGCUUAUUACGAGCAGCAACGUCGAGUUGCUUCUCAACAAUCACCUUCAUCAUCUACCUACCAACAAGAACAAAAACAUCGUUCAACAGUUACUAUUGGUGGAGGACCACAACAACAAAUAACUUCGAAUCAACAGCAGCACGCUCGAGUCGAUCCGGAACGACAAGGUCUAGACGAGCAAGAAUAUUAUGCAGCUCAAUUGGCUCGUCAGCAACAACAAGAACGAGAACAUUUAGCUCAAAUAGGAGCUGCUCAACAUGCUCAAAAACAAGAACGAGAAUAUCCUGCUCAACUUGAAACAACUCAACGUCAACAGGCUGCUCAUAAGGUUCAAUUCCAACCCCAACCCCAACAACAACAGCAGGAACAACAACAACAACAACAAGCUGUACAACCAGUUGGAAUUAGAGGUCUUAUGAAUAAAUUUACUGGUCCAACCAAGAUUCCAACAUACGAACCAAAAAAUAAAACUGCAACAUCACAUCAAUAUUCAAGCUCAACUCAUACAUCUUCGACUGGAACAGGUCAAACGACAACAACAAAAACAACUCAAUCUUCAAAAAUAUGUUCAAUGACAUAUUCAGCGUUACCGAAACCUCAAGAACCACCUGUGAACAGUGUUGAAUAUUAUAAAAUGAUGCAACAAGGAAACGUAAAUUCAACAUCAUCAAAUGUUCAACAAACAGCUGCCCCACCACACAUUCAAGGUCCUGCACCUGGUUUCGGUGCAUUACGUGAACGUUUUAAGGGUGGAUCUGUUUCUGAAAGUACUGAUCCCAUACAAGAUAUACGUCGACAACAACAACAAUCGAAUGCAGGCAAUAGCAGUCUCGGAUCAUUACGUGAUCAAUAUGUGAACCGAGCAAAAGAGUCAACUCAAUCUCAAGAAGAAUCGUUCUCGCAACGUAUUCAAAGUGUAUCUCGAUCAACUGUUGCCUCAAAUCAAUCAGCACAACACCAACAACCAAUAACACUUGUGCAAAAUAUUCCUCAACAAGAAGAAUUAGAAGUGCAAAGUGAAAGUGUUGAUGAUCAAGUAAUUUCAUCUGAAGGUGCGGUCGCUGAAGGUGGUUCAUCUGACGGUGCAUCACCUAUUGAAAACGAUACUAAUUUAGUUACAGCUGAGGUUAUAUGA